AAACAAGCCGUGGUUAGACUGAGGGUAUGACUCCGCCUAUUGAUCAAAGACCAUCCUCCUCCCUUUUGUCUUUUCUCCACUUUGUUAACUUCACUCAAAGCCUCGUGGAUUGCGGGCCAGCUGCGUAAAGCUUUUGGCGUGUCUCGGUUUUGCGCCGGUGGGACUUUGACGCAUCGCGUCUGAACGACUCCCGGAUCUCCCCCUUAUUCUCUUUCUAAGCUUCGGUUCAUGGACUGUAUGUCAUCAAUGACAGCGGCGAGGUUUGGAGCUAUAAUAGUGCACCGACAUAAAGCUUCCACAGGAUGAACUGCAAUCCGAUGAAGACCCUCACAGAUCCAGUGUUUCGAAGCAAGAUGCCCUUAUUUGAUGGCACGGUGCCCUCCACGAGACUGGUGAAACCACCGACUUUGUCUGGUUUCCUGGGUAAGCAGACGCUGCAGUACAAUGGGGCCUAUUUUACGUACGACCCCCGGGGGAAAGACGGCGCGGGGUUCACUCCUCCCAGGACCACCUCAAAGACCUCCCAGUUAGAUGGCAGACACCCCGUGAGUCACUUCGCUGGCAUGGAGGGUCCAAACCACGUGAUGUACAAGCAGGACCGGCCUUCAUCUGAGGAGAGCCGUCCUCGCUCCUCUUCUAAGCGUCCCAACCCGGCUAAACAGAGAUUUGUGCUGUACCCCAAGAGCCCUCAGGCCCGCAGCCCCACAGCCGAUCCAUCAGAAGCUGCCAGACCCCAAAAAUCUGGAGGGGAGAAUCUAUCCCUGUCCUCUCAAAACUCUGUUUUUAUAGCGAUUCCUAAGCCCGUUUACGGACACAGCCCCUGCUGUAAUGAGCUGGGCUGUGUCAUAGGGCAGCGGUACAAUUUGGAGCACGUCUCUCCGAGGAUGCCAAACGCCUUAUAUGAGCAUGAGUGGAUGCAGGCGGCGGCGCACUACGCGGAGAAGGUGCCUCUCCAGAGGAAAGAAGCCCCGCUGCAGCACAGGGACUUGCAGUUCGAGAGCAGCUCGGAGCAGCUGAGGAGGAUGACCGCCGAGGCGUACGGCCCGGGCAGCGCCAGGACCCUGCCGCCCGUGAUGGAGCCGGCCUACCACGGCUACCCCUGCCCCCCCCCGCGCGCGCUCUACGCCUCUUUGAACGAACACGGCCAGCCCGUGCAGACUUCUGCCGGAGGCUGUCCCAGCUUUUAUUCCUCCCGUCCCACGUACGAGCAUAUGACCUCAGAGGACUAUCAGAAACGCUCUGCAAUGCCCAAAUAUGGCCAGCUACCGCGGCACCCCGUGUUUUACUACUCCCAGACAAAUGAGGAAGUAGAAAGCAUGACACGGUGUAAAGAUAGUGGCAGCAAGCAGGGGGAAGAUGUCCCUCUUCUACAUAAACACGCCGUCUCAGUCCCCCGAGAGCAUUACAUACUCCCGCCGCCGCUUCAUGCCGAGAUUCCUUUGUCUUGCCCUGAAAUGUUGCAAAACCAUCCCUAUAUUCGGGGUUUUGACUACCCAUACUACGCAGUACCGAGAUUUCACGUAAGCGCGAGCCAGAUCAGAUCUCCCCUAACGAGGCAGCAUUCGUCUCCGAAGCUUCACCCGACUCACAUGAACGUUUCCCCAACCAGCCAACACAUGAAUCACCCUCUAUCCGUGGACAAACCCAGCAACAGCUUGCACGUCAACCCGCAACACAGUUCUCCAGCGUUCCUACAUGUGGAUCGGAGCAGCCCUGGCAGAGGAGUGAACCCACCUCCGGUCUCUCCGUCCAGCAUACAGGUGGGCAGGUUCUUUCACCCGCUGUCCGGCCUGCACAUCGACGCCUCCGUCCUCUCGGACUAUUCCCCCUGCGAGGUCCAAGUGAAACAGCCCGCCAGCCUUCCUGUUUCCCCGGCAUCGUGGCUGCCCCGCUCUCCCUGUCACAGUUCAGAUCGGAUCCACGCAGCUGGGCCGAAUGCUCGAAAAAUCAUCUAUUCCCCCGCCGUCCCAACAGGAAGUAAGCACAAUGGGUUUUUAUCCAAUGCAGGAACUGCCCCUCAUAAAAGGGGCCUGAAGAGAGGCAUUUCUCACUCAUCUCCACCUAUUAAAACAGAAGAAGAGGAUAAGGAUUUAUACGAGGUGGAAAUCAGCAACAAACAACAAAAGGUGGAAAAAGAGAACGUUAAAGAAGGGAAUAAAACGGACUCCCCUCCUAUGCCAGUUAUCGACAAUGUCUUUAGCUUGGCACCGUACCAGUCACACCUGCAGGCCUCAGCGGUGCUCUAUCCAGACAGGAUGCCUCAGAGAGCCCCCCAGAUGCCCGCGCAGCAAAGUGUUGACCAAAAGAGGCCAGAUCCAAAUGACCGGCAGCCUGUCGCCUGCCAAGCCUUGGAAGAAAUGUCCCCAGAUUACCCUGUGCAGAAAGAUGAUGACGACGACGAUGAUGAGGUCUUUGAACUCAAAACCAUUAAAGUAGAAAAAGUAGAUCCAUCAGACAUAGACAGCUCUGCAGAGAGCCAAAGUGGCUGCUGUCCAGUGACGGUCAAAGAGGAGCCUGAAGAAAGUGGUUACUCUGACUGUGGGUCCGUUUUGAAAGAGAAAUGCAAAUCUGUUGAAAUCGUAAGAAAUCCCUCGUGCACAGGCGAGAAUGACACUUUAAAUGAGUGUAAACCUGCAGAGUUGACUGCACUGGUACAGUCAUCAUCUCAGGUGGUCACCCCUCAACCCAAGUCCAGCUCUCCGCUUCAGCUGCCCGAGAGCAAAGUACAUUUCAAAAACAUUCCUCCUCACUGUCUUAGACUUUCCACCUACAAGAUGAUCAUCCCCGAUGGAAAACGCUGUAAAACCGCUCCGGCCCCGGAGCCAUCCCCACAGCCAGUGACCGUCCUCACCGCCAACCAGAAGCUCCAAAUGCCAGUCCGCAAGCACUUUCUGGAGCUCCAUCAUUCGCUGUGUAAGCUGGUGUCCAAAUCCGUGUCGGCCUCCUCGGAGCAAGACCUCAAAAGCUGGUUGUCUCGACUGGAAAUGACCGAGCCGGCGUCUCCGUCCAACAAAGGCCAGAAAGUGUCCUGCCUGUUGGGGCUGAAGGCCAGAGAAGUGUGGGUCAACGAGGAGAUCAAAUCGGAGCUGCGGAACGUCCUGGAGAGGCUGGGGGAGUACACCUCCCAGGAGCGCUGCCCCUUCCCCCACGUCAUGCGCACGGGGGCCGUGUUUCUGCCCAUGCUGGUGGUGAAGGAGCUGCUCUUCCCCAUGGUCCAGGGCGGCUUCAUCGACAAGGUGCUGCAGGAGCACCGGGUGGAGCUGCGGCCCACCACGCUCUCCGAAGAGAAGAUCCUAAUCCAGCUGCACAAGCGGGCCUGCUCCUCCAGGCUCCGCAGGCUGAUGUCCCUCAAGCACCUGCCCGACGUCUACACAGACGCCGUCAACCUCCUGUACUACACCUGUGUUUGCAAACAUCUGGAAUCAACCUCUCCUGAUGUCCAAAAAAGACUCCAGGAUUGAUUAUGGUUCCAGAUGUGAAAGACCAGGAGGGAGGGUGUGACGCGUCCCACAGCAGAAGGCCUCUCGCAUCCUCAGACGUUGCUGCUUCACCGGCCUCCCCAUCGCAGCCGCACGGUCCGAAAUGCGUGAAGGAACAAGAGCAGCCUCAUUUGAGCAGGCGUAGAACUAAAAGCAAAAUAAAGAGCAGUUCGAGGCGCAUGUUUACAGAUGAGGACUCGUCAGAUGAGGACGAGACCGCCGUUAAAGGGAAGACGGGUGUUAAAGGUGUUGCUGAUGAGGCUGAAAACGAAGGAACUGACCACCCAGUUCAAGAGCCAGAUUCUCCUGCCAUUUCACAAAGCGCCGCUUCUGAGAAUUCGUGGAUGUGUCCUUUAUCGUUGGACGAGGCGCCCCCGUCUCCCAGUGACGCCGAGACUGAUAAAUCCUCUGACGUGUUGCCCUACAGUCAGCCCUCAGGAGCUCGGGUGGAAGCCAGGAGUUGCUCGGGUAUGAUUCUGAAACUGAGGCGGAUGCUCAGCAAAGGCCAGAACGGCAAAAGGGCCCGCUACAAAGCCUGGUCGGAGGCCCGGGCGUGCGAUGACCCCUCACCCCAGCAGGCGGAGGACGAAGGGGCUUCGCUCAACCAAGGCGACCUGCGCUGGACGUCCAAAGCUAAACACGGGCCGCGGAGAAAAGGCGGCUUCUCUCACGCUUCUCUCAGGAGCUCCUCCAAAAACAAGCACGGCUCGCUUCUGAAGAUCAAGUUCUGUCCCUACCUGUCGGCCUGCCACAGCGCUGACCACCGGAGGCGCUGGGUCCUGCGCUCGGCCGUCCAGAGGGCUCGCGGGGCGAUGAGGCUCUACUACCCCGACCUGGUGGGAAAGAGGAUCCGCCAUCUUUACGAAGAGGACGACAAAUCAGAGGUGUGGUACAGAGGAGAGGUGCUGCGAGUCCACGAGGCCCACAGCAACCCUCUGCAGACUAUUUUUGAGGUCAGGUAUGACAGUGAGCCCGAGUGGAAAUACUACCUGGAGCUGCUCAUAGACUACAAAAAAGGCUGGUUGAAAAUUGACGAGUAGCCUCCACGUUUGCAGCAACCAGGUAGUUUUGGUCGGGCCGCGUGAAGAAUGAAGUUCCACCGGAUGUUUCUGUAAUGAGCUCACGCCGACAUUCCUCGUCACACGAAGCAACAAGGUGCUUUCUUUAUGGAUUGGUUCUUAAUCCAACAAGCGUCUUUAAAGCUCUUCGAUGCACGGUCGCUUUACUAGUUUAUACAGACUGCAGUUUGACGAAGGUCACACAUGUUCAUGGCAAGAAUUUCAAAAACCUGUGAACUUAUUUAUUUAGUGAGUCACUCUUUAGUGUAAAGUAAGUGACACGGUUAUGUUUUCAUGUAUAUCUUUAUAAUAAGAAUUUUGGCUACUUGAAAACUUUUUUCCCCCAAAGGUUUCACUGUCAAACAGUGUUUGUGUGUAUUUGGUGUGCACCCUUUCCUGACUUGUAUGUCAUUAUACUGAAUUUUUUAAAGCUUUAACCUGGUCACUUAUUUCUUUAGGUGUAACAGAAAAUGGACAGGCAUUAAUGAACUCAUCACUGAGCUGCUCAAGAAGCCUUUUAAUGAAAGACUUUGUUCCCCCCCCAUUGUUAUUAAAUGCUAACCCUCACAUUUUGCAAUAUUUUUUUUUAAGAUUGAAUUGAUGCCACUACCUUUCCAAAUAAAUAUUUGUAAUACCACUGGUCCACACUCG
Messenger RNA from Menidia menidia (Atlantic silverside), 5188 nucleotides. The record is from the annotation of a GenBank genome assembly. Lineage: Eukaryota; Metazoa; Chordata; Actinopteri; Atheriniformes; Atherinopsidae.